AUGCAGCGGAUCGAUCCCCGCCCCGUCGACACUCCAGCACAACAACAGGCGCAAGACCAACAAUCUCAAGGCCAGGGCCAGGGACAGGAGCAGAAUGGUAGUACACGACAGUCGCAACUGAAUCUCCCGCCGGGCUUCUCGAGUACGGGGAGAGAACCGCAUACGCAGAGUUUUGAGGAGAUCUAUGGCGUGCCGGAGAAUUUCUUAGAGAUUGAGGUAACAGACCCGCAAACGCACCAACCUUCCUCGAACCCGAACUCGCGCUAUACUACCUACCUGAUUCGUCUGAGCACCAACAUUCCCGCUUUCAAACUUCGCCGAUCUGAGGUGCGGCGACGAUACAGCGAUUUCGAGGUGUUUAGAGAUUUGCUUGAGAGAGAGUCGGCGAGGGUCAGUAUACCACCUCUGCCGGGGAAAGUGUAUCUGAACAGAUUUGAUGAUGCGGUUAUUGAGGAGAGGAGAAGGGGACUGGAGAGGUUCUUGAAGAUUGUGGUGGGACAUCCGCUUUUGCAGACGGGCAGUCGCGUGUUGGGCGGGUUUGUGCAGGAUCCGAACUGGGAUCGGAAUGCGUGGUAG
Fulvia fulva is the source of this 576-nucleotide messenger RNA. RefSeq names its product Sorting nexin-3. Bases 1 to 576 code for a protein of 191 amino acids. Gene Ontology annotation, molecular function: phosphatidylinositol-3-phosphate binding. The record is from RefSeq and is a predicted model, not a curated record. The transcript is spliced from 2 exons. Lineage: Eukaryota; Fungi; Ascomycota; Dothideomycetes; Mycosphaerellales; Mycosphaerellaceae. Gene Ontology annotation, cellular component: retromer complex; early endosome membrane. Gene Ontology annotation, biological process: late endosome to Golgi transport; endocytic recycling.